Molecule: messenger RNA, 3329 nt
Organism: Xenopus tropicalis (tropical clawed frog)
Lineage: Eukaryota; Metazoa; Chordata; Amphibia; Anura; Pipidae
Gene: mid2
Product: midline 2
Exons: 10
Coding region: 963-3026 (687 amino acids)
Cellular component (GO): cytoplasm; cytoskeleton
Molecular function (GO): zinc ion binding
Source: RefSeq, a predicted model, not a curated record
GCUCCAAAUUACAGGAAGGCCAUCUCCUGACUAAUAUAGUGAGUUGCUUCUACCCAGCAUUCCCUGCGCUGUCCCACCUACAACAUGCUUCCUGGGAUUGCUGUUCUACCGACACAGAGUGAGCUGCACUAUUGCGCUGCUACCGGCAGAGGGAGCCUUCUUCCUUGCUAAGCGAGCUUGUGAAUGUGUGACUUCCCAACGUGCCAGGGAGUGGGAGUGAAGAUGGAUCGAUCCUGGAAGUAACUGCACUGCCUGUUACUCUUCUAUGUCACCCCCUCCCUCUCUAUCAGAGAUACACCAUCUGAGAGUCUCUGCCGCUCUGUGCACUGGAUCCUGUCCUCCUCUUGGCACAGACACAGGCAACUGGCAGCCUGCCCCUUAGUUGGCAGAGACUUGAUCCCUUCCUGGAUUUUGGAAAUUGCAAUGGAUGUCUGGGCACCCUGGCACAGAGCACAGGAUCCGUUCCUCUAUGAGUGCGGCACCGUGGAUCCCUUGCCCUGCUGUGUGUGAUUAUUGCACUGGAUGUUGCUAUUAUUAGAGCCUGGCACAGGGCACUGAUCCCAUGCUGGCAGCUUUUGGGCUAUGCACAUGUACCCAGAGCCAGCUGUGUGCUGCUGCUGCCUGCCAGUCACUUUGCACCUCCUGCUUGCUGCACUGUGUUGUCUCCAGCCCAUCAGCUCUGGGACAGGCAUAUGGGCACUAGCACUGGGCAUGGGAGUGACAGCUCUGUGCUUGCUCCGACUCAGUAGCUCUGGAUUUGGCCAUUACCCUGUAUAGCAGCUCUGAUACCCCCCUGGGCAGCCAAGCCAGCACCUGUCUGCCUCUCUCAUUGGACCCAUCGCUGCUUCUCUGUGACUGACUGCGCCUUGCACCCUCUCUCCAUAGAAGAUGGGCAGCUGCUGGGAAAGUUACGGGUGAAUGGAACAGCCCUGUCUCAUUCUAAGCCAAAUGUUCAACUAAACAUGGAAACACUGGAGUCAGAACUGACCUGUCCAAUCUGCCUGGAGUUAUUUGAGGACCCGCUGCUUCUCCCUUGUGCCCAUAGCUUGUGCUUCAGCUGUGCCCACCGUAUUCUCACUUCCGGAUGUGCUUCCAACGAAAUAGCGGAGCCAGUACCAGCUUUUCAGUGUCCGACUUGCAGAUAUGUUAUAUCUUUAAAUCACCGCGGUCUGGAAGGUUUAAAACGCAACGUUACCUUGCAGAACAUUAUUGAUCGCUUUCAGAAGGCUUCUUUAAGUGUUCCCAACUCUCCUAGUGACGAUCACAGGGAAAAAAUCUAUAGGACUGUCCCCAUUAUGGCCUCCGAAAGGAUCCCGUGCCAGUUCUGUGAGACAGAGCCACCAAGGGAUGCCGUGAAAACAUGUAUCACCUGUGAGGUGUCCUACUGUGAUCGGUGUUUGAGGGCAACUCACCCCAAUAAAAAGCCCUUUACCAGCCACAGACUGGUGGAACCAAUUCCAGACGGUCACUUUCGGGGCCUGGCUUGUCUAGAACAUGAAAAUGAGAAAGUCAAUAUGUACUGUACAGUAGACGAUCAGCUUAUCUGUGCCUUAUGCAAACUGGUUGGUAGGCACAGAGAGCACCAGGUGGCUUCUUUAAGUGACAGAUAUGAAAAACUCAAGCAAACCUUGGAAUCCAAUUUUCCCAUCUUGGUCAAGCACAGCAGUGAACUUGAAAGCCAGAUGACCAAACUCAUCCAGAUUUGCCAACAGGUUGAGGUAAACACCAGCAUGCAUGAAGCAAAACUGAAUGAAGAAUGUGACGAGCUAAUGGACAUCAUACAGAGAAGAAAGCAAAUGAUAGCAGUGAAAAUCAAAGAGACAAAAGUCAUGAAGUUAAGAAAACUUGCUCAACAAAUUGCCAAUUGUCGUCAACGUCUGGAACGAUCAACAGUACUAAUCAACCAAACAGAUCAUAUACUCAAGGAGAGCGAUCAUGCAAGGUUUCUGCAGGGAGCUAAAACUGUAGCAGAGAGAAUCUCCAUGACAGCAACCUCCUCUCAUGUUCUAAUGCCUGAUGUCAAUUUGAACGAUGCCUUUGAAAAUUUUGCUUUGGAUUUCUCCAGAGAGAAGAAAUUGCUUGAAGGUCUGGACUAUGUAACUGCUCCCAACCCUCCAUCCAUCAGAGAGGAGCUGUGCACUGCAUCCCAUGACACCAUAACUGUCCACUGGACAUCAGAUGAUGAAUUCAGUGUGGGCUCCUAUGAGCUCCAGUACACCAUUUAUACUGGGCAAGCCAACUUCAUCAGUCUGUACAGUUCCAUGGACAGCUGGAUGAUUGUACCUAACAUCAAGCAGAACCAUUACACUGUGCAUGGGCUCCAGAGUGGCACACGAUACAUCUUCCUGGUCAAAGCAAUUAACCAGGCUGGAAGCAGGCACAGUGAUCCUGCAAGGCUGAAGACUAACAGCCAGCCAUUUAAGCUGGAUCCUAAAUAUGCUCACAAGAAGCUGAAAAUAUCCAAUGAUGGAAUGCAGAUGGAGAAGGAGGAGAGCUCCCUAAAGAAGAGCCACACACCUGAGAGGUUCAGCGGAACUGGAUGUUAUGGCGCAACAGGGAAUGUCUUUAUUGACAGUGGAUGCCACUACUGGGAGGUGGCUGUAGGAAAUUCCACUUGGUAUGCAAUAGGAAUCGCCUAUAAAUCCGCUCCAAGGAAUGAGUGGGUUGGGAAGAAUACCUCCUCGUGGGUCUUCACUCGAUGCAACAAUAAUUUUCUUGUAAGACACAAUAACAAAGAAGCUCUUCUGGAUGUGAAUCCUCAGUUGAAACGUUUAGGUGUUCUCCUAGACUAUGAUAAUAAUACACUUUCCUUCUAUGAUCCAGCCAACUCCCUCCACCUGCACACCUUCCCCAUCUCCUUUAUUCUCCCUGUGUGCCCAACCUUCACUAUAUGGAACAAGUCUGUGUUGAUACUCUCAGGACUCCCUGCUCCGGAUUUUAUGGACUCCUUUAUGUCUCAGCCGCAAGAAACUAUAUCCAGACCUCAGGAGUCUCCCUAUGUUUCUGGGCUUAAGGGUUGCCAGUAAAUGAGACUUCUUCAUCCCCAAGGACCAACUUCAACAUGGCUCAUUCAGCAAAGGACUUGGAUGGGAAAUCUAGCCCCAGGGAACAAAUAUAUCUGUAGUUUGUUCAGUACAAAGACUUCUUCACUCUUCUUUUAAUUCAAGAUCAGAAAGUAGCUCUGUGUAUUUUCUUAUAUAAUGGCAAGCAGAAAGCAAAAAAAAAAAAAAAAAAUUACACUGUAUUUCUUCCAGGUAUUAUUUAUAUUAUUUCCAUACAAGCUGACCUUUAAAUAAACCUUUACUAUGUUAGAGAGAGACCUAUUAUAA